Messenger RNA from Caenorhabditis elegans, 1378 nucleotides. It is a transcript of the gene F26A1.7, whose product is annotated as Membrane transporter protein. Bases 1 to 1158 code for a protein of 385 amino acids. The record is from RefSeq and is marked reviewed. Gene Ontology annotation, cellular component: membrane. The transcript is spliced from 5 exons. Lineage: Eukaryota; Metazoa; Nematoda; Chromadorea; Rhabditida; Rhabditidae.
AUGGGCAAAGUCGUCAAAAAAUCAUGUGGAAGUGGAGUCAAAAAUUGGUGCAAAAAGUAUAUGUUAGACGGUCAAACACUUGAAAACGAUCAAGCAGAAAAAGUCAUCAAUCCACCUGAAAAUCCAUCAACUUAUGAUAUUCUAUUUAUCAAAUAUCGCAACUUUACAGCUAUGCUAAUACCCAUGAUUUUUAUACAUAUGAUUUGGUGGUCUAUUGCAUUUCGAUAUGAUUUAUUUCAAUAUUACUCCGAGUUUUGGCAUAUGCCAGUUGUAAUGAUACUUGGCUCAACGAUUGGUGGAAUGACGUCAGAAGGAGCCGGUGCGGUGGCAUUUCCUGUUAUGACAUUGGGACUACAUAUUGAUCCAGAUAUUGCAAGAGAUUUUGCAUUGAUGAUGGGAAUGACGUCAGCACUCGUCUGCGUGCUCUUUAUGAAAGUGAAGUUCGAGCAUCGUGCAGUUAUAAUUGGAUGCCUUGGAGCAGUACCUGGAUUUAUUAUUGGUGUUCAUUAUAUUGAUCCAUUAUUCAGUGGAGCUCAAAAGAAAAUGCUCUUCGUUUCAAUUUGGACAGCAUUUGCAUUUGCAUUGGGAAUUUUGAAUGCUCAAAAGAAGAGAUCAACAUUCCGUGAAAUUCCAGAAUUCUGUGCAUGGAAAGGAUGGGUUCUGUUCUUUACUGGAAUUAUUGGAGGAAUAUUUGAUGCAUUUGCUGGAUCAGGAAUUGAUAUUUGCAUCUUUUCAGUUAUAACUCUCUUAUUCCGUGUAACUGAAAAGACUGCAACUCCAACAACUGUUGUACUCAAGGGAGUUAUUGCUGUUUUUGGAUUCUACUACAGAGCUGUUAUGAUGGGAGAUAUUGAUAUUAUGGCAUGGAGAUAUUUUUCCGUUACUGUGCCAAUUUCUGCAUGUGGAGGUCCUAUUGGAUCAUUCAUUGGAUCAAAUUUACAUCGUCAGUUGGUUGCUUCGUUUGUUUAUAUUUUAGAGACUUUUGCACUGGUUGGAUUUUUACUCACUAAUCCUGGUUUGGAUUUGAUAGUUGUCGGUGCUCUCAUCAUUAUCGGAGGUUUCGUUUUCUUUUUCUUUGUGUCAAAGGCGGGAGCUUCACUUAUGCAGACGGUAAUUGAAAAUGAGAAACAAAAACAACUGGAGAAAGCUCAAAUCUGAAUAAUAGAAUUUCAUUUAUGUAACGAAUGUUUAGUAUCUUCUCUGUCUUCUUUUUCUGCCCCUCAUGACCACCUGCUUGUUUGCUUGUUUCCAUGGUUACCUGCUUGAGAUGCAAAGCGAAAUAUAUCGACUUUUACCUCUUUAUUCUUCUUUUUUAUUUUGCUUUUGAAUAUUAUGAAGCUUCGAAAAUUAUUUUAAUUGAUAAUAAAAUUGAAUUUUA